CUUCAGAAGCACUGAAUUUGACGUUUGCUAACCUACAAAAAAUUAUUUUCGUUUGAAUUUUCUACCCGCGUAGACAUGUUAUAUGUAUUAAAAUUACCGUAUAUUAUUUCGAUUCACUGAAACUGUGCAUUGCAUAAAUUGUGCCACGUGAAUUGUGAAUUUUUCAGUGAUAAAUUACAAGUUUUACCUGUUCGGAACACUUGCGUUUGCUUUCAUUUAAAUCGGUGACAAUGUCGCGUGAUCGAAGCUCGAGGCGGUUCUACCGCGCGGAGUCCACUCACGACCUGCUGUCUUACAUGGACAAGGGUCAGGCGGCGUUGGAGGAAAAUAGGUGGACGUUUGAAACAGCAUGGGAGGCAGCCAACAAAGUUGGCGGUAUAUACACAGUUAUACGAUCGAAGGCGUAUGUUUCGACUGAGGAAAUGGGAGAAAAUUAUUGUCUUUUGGGUCCGUUUAAGGAGCAAUGCGCAAGAACAGAAGUGGAGGAGGCGGACUUCCCUCGCAACUCACCCCUCACGAUUGCUGUCAACGCAAUGCGGAGUCAAGGAUAUAAAGUCCAUACAGGAACGUGGCUAGUUGACGGAAACCCUCAAAUUAUCCUGUUCGACAUCGGUUCAGCCGCUUGGCAGAUGGACAGUUAUAAGCAGGAGCUGUGGGACACCACGUCUAUCGGUAUACCGCACUUGGACGUGGAGGCUAACGAUGCUGUUAUCCUCGGUUUCAUGGUAGCACACUUUAUCACUGAGUUCCGUAAAGCGGCUGAAGGCUACAGCGAUACUCCACCGCGAGUGGUCGCGCACUUUCACGAGUGGCAAGCCGGCAUCGGUCUCAUUGUUUUGAGAGUUCGUCACGUCGACGUUGCCACGGUGUUCACGACGCACGCGACUCUACUCGGCCGGUACCUCUGCGCUGGCAACACUGACUUUUAUAAUAAUUUGGAUAAGUUCUCCGUGGACGAGGAGGCUGGCAAGCGACAGAUCUACCACCGGUACUGCAUGGAGCGCGCAGCGGCGCACAUGACGCACGUGUUCACCACCGUCUCGGACAUCACGGGUUAUGAAGCGGAGCACCUGCUGAAACGGAAACCGGACUUCAUCACACCGAACGGCUUGAACGUCAAGAAGUUUUCAGCUCUACACGAAUUCCAGAACUUACACGCGCUGGCCAAGGACAAGAUAAACGAAUUCUCCAGGGGACACUUCUACGGGCAUUUCAACUUCAAUCUCGACAAGACUUUGUAUUUCUUCAUCGCCGGACGGUACGAGUUCGGUAACAAGGGGGCGGAUAUCUUCAUAGAGGCGUUGGCGAGGUUAAACCACUAUCUGAAGUCUUCAGGCUCAGAUAUGACUGUGGUGGCUUUUCUGAUAUUCCCCGCGAAGACGAACAACUUCAACGUGGAGAGUCUGCGCGGGCACGCCGUCACGAAGGCCCUGAGAGACACCAUCCAAGACAUACAGCAGAAGAUCGGCAAGCGAAUGUAUGACAUAUGCUUAAGCGGUCACUUGCCGGACGCGUCGGACCUGCUGCACAAGGACGACACGGUGCGCCUCAAGCGCUGCAUCUACGCCAUGCAGCGCGACGGCCUGCCGCCCAUCACCACGCACAACGUGGUGGACGAUUGGAGCGACCCGGUGUUGAACUCCGUGCGCCGCUGUCAGCUGUUCAACACGGUCCAUGAUAAAGUUAAAGUGAUCUUCCACCCCGAGUUCCUUACGUCCACGAACCCCCUGUUCGGCCUGGACUAUGAGGAGUUCGUCCGCGGCUGCCACCUGGGCGUGUUCCCCUCGUACUACGAGCCGUGGGGGUACACGCCGGCCGAGUGCACCGUCAUGGGCAUACCCAGCAUCACGACCAACUUGUCAGGGUUCGGCUGUUUCAUGCAAGACCACAUAGCGGACCCCAUGUCGUACGGGAUCUACGUCGUGGACCGGCGCUACAUAUCGCUGGAGGGCUCCGUGCAGCAGCUCGCGCAAUACAUGUUUGAUUUCACCAAAUUGACGCGUCGGCAGCGCAUCAUCCAGAGAAACAGGACCGAGAGACUGUCCGACCUCAUGGACUGGAGGAAUCUAGGAAUUUAUUACCGUCAAGCGCGAGCCCAAGCGCUUAAGAUAGUGUAUCCGGACUACGUGGACCACAUGGACCAGGAGCUCGGCAAGCGGUUCAACUACCCCCGGCCCAUCUCCGAACCGCCCAGUCCUACGCAUUCUAGAGCAACCACACCAGCGGCAUCAGUUCACGGCUCGGAAGACGAAGAUGAAGUGGACGAAGAGAAGGAACUAGCGGAAUUGAGGAUUUCAGAUAAAUAAUUUACAUAAUACGAACAUAGGUUACGAAAUAGCCCACGCGUGGGAAACGAGAAUUAAUACAGCACUUACAAUCUGGAGAGCUAUUCUGUAAGAACAAACCAACUCGCAUAGCUUAUAUAAUUAUAUUGUAAGUUCAAUAAAAUAAUAUUUGCUUACCCAGAAUUAUUCAAAGGUAUAUUCACAAUUGGGUGAAUAUUUAUGAUAUAGAGGACAAACAUAUAAAUACACAAAAAUAUCAACGUCGGUUCUUAAUUGCAAGCGUUUCAAAGUGAAUUCUUACGGAAUAGCACUGCAAGAUUAAAUUGUUUUCUAUCUUACAGAAUACAAAUCAGAAACUACUACUAUUAUUAUUAUUAUUUUAGAUGUUUUACUUAAUUGUAAUAAAUAGGCAAUUGUAUUGAAACAUUUUUUUUUAAAUAUUUAAUCUAUGGAACUACGUCAGUGCCAAAUUUCACAAAAAUCUGAUAUUAUGUUAUAUUAUUGUAAAAUAUAUAUUUCGAAAACCGAAUUAUUGUAGAAUAGAUUAGUUUAUGUAACACAAGAAAAUGAAUUUAUUUACAUUUAUUAUCUGUUACGAAGUGUUGCCAUUUUCCUAUAAGACAGCUUCCAUUCUUGCCAUUGUUAAAUAUUGUAUUUUAUUUGAUAUUUUUAAUAUAUUGUAUAUUUUAAAUUUUUGUGAUGUAUUUUUUAAAUUUUAUAUAUUAUAUUUGGGUAAAAAAUUUGCGGUCGUGGCUUAAAUCCGAAUAAUUGUUUAUUAAAUAGUUUAUCUUCUAUGAAAUGCUAUUUAAACCGAAAAACUCGAAACAUACAUAUAUUUUUAUAUAUUUUUAAAUUAAAAUCCUAUGAUAUAAUAGAUUAAGAAGAGAUUUUUAAUAAAAUAUUUUUUAUAUUAACAAUUCUUGCAGUCUAUGUAGAAGUUUUAAAUCAAAUUAAUAUAUAUAUACACGUAUAUACUUUUAUAUGAAAAUAUAUAAAAAACAAAUUCAUAACUCGCUUGUGUAUUAUCGUGAAAUGUAUUUAAGUUACAAUUAAAAAUUGCUUGCUUUAUAUAUAAAUGUCGUUUCGCGAGAGAUUAGUUAAACAAUGCUGUGUCUUCUUCUCUCGAAUAUUAAAUCAAUGAUGAAAGAAAGAGAAAAACACAGUAGAAUAUGUUUUAAAAGGGAUGUUGUUAGGAAGCUGCUUAAAUAUAUUUCUAUAUAAGUGAAAACAUUAAGUACAUAUAAUGCUGUGUUGUUAAUCGAAUCGGAUUCUAAAAGGGGAUUUCAUAGUAUGACUGCCUCGUUGGUCUAGUGGCUACGUGUAAGGCCGCAGAACCGGAGAUCCUGGGUUCAAAUCCUAGGUCGGACUAAUAAAAAGUUAUUGAAUGAAAAUUCUCAGUAGCAACCCGGAGUCUGGAAGUUGGAAGUGUAUACACUCCCGUACUUCGUAAAGCCUUUGGUCCUGCGCCUGAACUCUUGAGAUUGGCCGCCGUGGCCGAAAUCGAUCUGCAGGACAUUAUUUAUAGUAUAAAGCUAAUCGAUUCGGCUCCGCAGGAGUAGAUAAGAAGAAAAAUGUAUUGUGGAUAGGAUUUAAGUAAAAUCCGUUCUCAGUGAGCGUCUACGUCGGGGAAGGAUUAACUGUGACGAAUUUCAAUCGGGCGGAUAGUUUAGGAGAUCUAUGAUGUAAUGUAUAUUAAUAUUUCAAUAAGCAAAUACCUAUACCCUAUAUCUUAGUAGGUGGUGCAUUGGCAUUGUAAAGGAUGGUCUAUGGAUGGUGGUGACCACUAGUUUUACCAUCAGAUGUCAUAUAAAAUAAUAAUAAUAAUCUUUAUUCACAUCAAAAGUAACAAAUUAAAAUGAAGUCCCUGAUUUCUGAGCUGGGCUCAAAGACCUGUAUUACAGAAAUCUGAAAAAUAAAAUUGCAUUGUUGAUGUCGCAUCGAUAAAGCGAGAAUAAAUUUAAACAGUGAGCAAUUAACAAAUUAUAACGAUUUGCUUUUCAAAACUAUAAAAAAGUUAUAACGAUAUAACGAGCAAAUGUCUCUAUGAAAGUUUUUUUUAUAAUGGUAAGGGUGAGAUAGAGAUAGGCCGUAUCAGUAGGGGGAGAAAUGUUGCCAGCUCCCUAAACAUAAAUCGUUUUGAACAUUUCCACUUACAAUACACAAACAAUUAUGUAAUUUGUUUUCUAUAUGCGAAUAUUUCGAAAAUUUUUAUUUACGUGUAAACAAAUUCUGCCAUAGAUUACACAUAGGUAUGUCUCGUACCUAGAGUUUAUGUGAACGACAUUAUUAGUUCCUAUACCAAACUUUAAAUAAAAAUAUUAUAUUUUUAUAUUUAUGGUUAAAACAAAACAAUUAUAAUAUAUAGCUAUUUUUAUUUCAUUGUCGUCAUUAUUAAAAUAAAUGGCCUUUAUUAUUUA
Molecule: messenger RNA, 4702 nt
Organism: Nymphalis io (European peacock)
Lineage: Eukaryota; Metazoa; Arthropoda; Insecta; Lepidoptera; Nymphalidae
Gene: GlyS
Product: glycogen [starch] synthase
Exons: 18
Coding region: 231-2306 (691 amino acids)
Biological process (GO): glycogen biosynthetic process
Cellular component (GO): cytoplasm
Molecular function (GO): alpha-1,4-glucan glucosyltransferase (UDP-glucose donor) activity
Source: RefSeq, a predicted model, not a curated record